Molecule: messenger RNA, 2758 nt
Organism: Candoia aspera
Lineage: Eukaryota; Metazoa; Chordata; Lepidosauria; Squamata; Candoiidae
Gene: FBXL18
Product: F-box and leucine rich repeat protein 18
Exons: 5
Coding region: 135-2279 (714 amino acids)
Biological process (GO): SCF-dependent proteasomal ubiquitin-dependent protein catabolic process
Cellular component (GO): SCF ubiquitin ligase complex
Molecular function (GO): protein binding
Source: RefSeq, a predicted model, not a curated record
AAUCAAGGUCACGAGCGCGCCGGAAGUGCUGCGUCGCUUCGGUGCCGGCUGAGAGGAAGCCGUAUGAGACGAGCGUCGGAGGGAGAGCAUCUCCGGCUGCCGGGGCGGGGGUCUUUUCCGGCGGCCUGCGCACCAUGGCCUCAUCCGGAGAGGAUGUCACAAGUGAGGAGAACCAGGAGGAGAAUAUCGGCAUGAACCUAAUGGAGUUUUCAGAUGAGAUCCUCUUACACAUCUUGCGAUACACUCCUGUGUCAGAUCUUGUCUUGAAUGUCCGGCGUGUCUGUCGGAAACUUUCCGUCCUCAGUCUUGACAAAAGCCUCACUCACACUGUGAUCCUGCAUAAAGAUUAUCAGGUGGACAGAGACAAGGUGAAGCAGCUGAUGAAGGAGAUUGGGAAGGAGAUCCAUGAGCUGGACAUGACUGGCUGUUACUGGUUGCCUGGCUCGACCGUUGAUCAAGUGACCCGCUGCAAGAACCUGGUGAAGCUAAGCUUGUCCGGCUGCCACCUCACCUCCCUUCGCCUCUCAAAGAUGCUCUCCACCUUGCAGCACCUUCGCUCGCUGGCCAUCGACGUGAAUCCGGGGUUCGACGCCUCCCACCUGAGCAGCGAGUGUAAAGCCACCCUGAGCCGCGUGCUGGAGCUCAAGCAGACCCUCUACACGCCGUCCUACGGGGUGGUUCCCUGCUGCACCAGCCUGGAGAAGCUGCUGCUGUACUUUGAGAUCCUCGACCGGUCGCGGGAGGGUUUAAUAAUCUCCGGACAGCUAAUGGUGGGCGAGAGCAACGUACCCCAUUACCAGAACCUCCGGGUCUUUUAUGCUCGGCUGGCUCCCGGCCCGGUCAACCAGGAGGUGGUGAGGCUGUACUUGGCGGUGCUGAGCGAUCGGACACCAGAGAAGCUUCACGCCUUCCUCAUCUCCGCCCCUGGGGGCUUUGCCCAGAGCUGUGCCGUUAAAAACCUCUUGGAUUCCAUGGCCAGGAACGUGACUUUGGACGCCCUGCAGCUCCCUCGAUCCUGGAUGAACGGCUCCAGCCUCUUGCAGCACUUAAGGUUCAGCAACCCUUUUUAUUUCAGCUUCAGCCGCUGCAGUUUGUCCGGCGGGCAGCUCGUCCAGAGGGUCCUGAACAGCGGCAAAGACCUCCGCACUUUGGUCAGCCUGAACCUGAGCGGCUGCGUCCACUGCCUGUCCCCCGAUUCCUUACUGCGGAAGGCGGAAGACGACAUUGACAGCGGCAUUGUGGAGGCCCUUGUCACCACCUGCUGCAACCUGAAGCAUUUGAACCUCUCUGCCGCCCACCACCACAGUGCCGAAGGCCUGGGGAAACAUUUGUGCCAGGUCCUGGCUCGCCUGAAAGGCCUCCUCUCUCUGGCUUUGCCCGUUUGUGCCAUCGCUGAAGUUGCCGCAGCGACUGUCGACAAGCCUUCGGUUCAGCCGGUGGCUCACACGGUCACUCAAGGUUUUGGGAAGAAGGUCCGGAUUGGGGUGCAGACCCAUCCCAGGAACUGCUUAGAACAGAGCGAUUCCAGACCGCAGUCCUCCGUCUUUCGGACUCUCCUCGAAAACCUCCCGUUUCUGGAAAGGUUGGAGCUGAUCGGCUCCAGUUUUUCCUCGGCCAUGCCGCGGAACGAGCCGGCCAUUCGGAACUCGCUGCCCCCCUGCAGCCGGGCCCAACACGUGGGAGAUGCCGAAGUGGCUGCCAUUGGCCAGCUAGCAUUCCUGCAGAGCCUCACGUUGGCUCAGUUGCCCAAUAUCCUCACGGGGUCUGGGCUAAUUAACAUUGGGGUGCAGUGCCAGCGCCUGCGGGCUCUCUCGUUGGCCAACCUGGGCCUGAUGGGGAAAGUGAUGUAUGUGUCGGCUCUCAUGGACAUGCUGAAGCAUUGCAGAUGUUUGCAAGAUCUCAGGCUGGAGCAGCCAUACUUCCAUGCCAAUGCUCAGUUCUUCCAUGCCCUGAGCUGCUGUUCCUCCCUGCAGCGUUUUUGCAUCAUCUCCCGGAGUGGGACGCUGCAGUCCGAUGCUGUGAUGUCGUUCAUGACUGCAUGCCGCGAGGUGAUCAUGUGCCACAUGUUCAUGGGGGAAUCGCUCACAGUUUGCAAAAGCCUGCAGCAGUCCCUGAUACGGAGUUUUCAGGCUGACCGACCUGCGCUGAACGUGGUUGUGUUCCCUCUCCUGCAUGAAGAUCUCACCGAGGUCAUACGAGAUGUCCCCAUGAUGCACCUGGAUGAGAUCACCUUGUUCAAAAGCCGAGUGGCUGAGGAGCCGCCCAACUUGUGGUGGUGAUGGGCAGAGCAGCCAGAUUAGGACCCCGCGGUGGGCCAGCUUUCUUCUCCUUGGCUGAGAGUCGCCGCUUUUGAGUCUCGUGGCUGUUGUUGGAAUGCCGUUCAAUUUGGGUGCUGCUCCGAGGAUCCCAUUUGGGCAAAAUUUGCCCUUGAAAAAAAUGUAUGUUUAUCAACACCACCACCACCACCACCACUUUUUUAAAAAAAAAUUCUAGCCCAUCCUUGUCCCUGCAGAACAUGGAAAUGGGUGGCAACUAGAAACCGGAACUUCUGGUUCAUUGUUACUUCCUUGCUAUUUAAUGUUUGAAUUCUUGUUUAACUUGAAGUGUGUUUAAAGGUAAGAGGGAUUUCAUUUGAAAGAAUGUACCCUUUCCUUCCUGUUCCGAGCCGCAUCAGUCCCUUGUUUGUGGAAGCAGCCGGCUUUUUCUUUUCCACUUUCUUGUGCUUCAGGGUUAUCCUUUGCUUCACUCCAGAAAUGAC